AGUGGUUUAUCGUAAAAUUUUGGUCGGAGAAGUAAGCAAGAAAACGGCAAAGCACCAUUAUCACCGAGCCAGCAGUUAAGGUAAGGUAUUCACUGCCCGCCGCAUAAGAGAAGCAGAGAUACGAAAAUGGUGUCACCGCACGGCGUCAAACUCGCCGUUUAUCUCAUCUCAUCUUUCUUCGGCGACCACAACGCUAAAGUAAUCGAGUGUCUGUUGAACAGAGGAACCCUAACUUUAGCGCAGAUUCUGCGCUUCACUGAGCUUAGCAGAGAGAAUGUACGGAGCUGUCUACUUGUGUUGAUUCAUCAUAAUUGUGUUCAAGCCCUUGCUGUUCAACAAGAAGGUGCUUUUGGGGAUGCCCCGAAAGUUAUAACUCAGUAUAUGGCAUUGUUUGAUAAUAUAAUUCAUAGAAUGAGGUUUCCAAAGUUUAUAGAGAUGGUUUCCCAGGAGCUCGGUAAAGAAUGUGAAGGGAUAUUUGAAGGGUUGCUUCAACAUGGCAGGCUUUCUCUCAAUCAAAUACUGGAUAGGCACAAGCAGAUGGCAAGUCAAGGAGAUUCUGGUAAGGAUGCUGCACUAGAUAGUUUCAAAAGCCUUGUUAAUGCUCGAUUUGUUGAACGCUGCCCAGCUCCUGAACCAUUUAUUGCACCACCUUCUGAAGAUGAAACCCCGGCUAAGAAACGAGGUGCAAAAGCUGGCAAGAUGGCUGAAGUGACUAUAGAGCAACGGGCUUUAGAAGCAGCAGCUCCUAUGGAAUCAUUAAGAUUCUUGGUUGAAGCAGACAGUUGGAAUGAUGCUUCUGAUAAAGAAAGCAACAAAAAGACCAACAAUAUAGCAGUUGGGGGAAAGCGCAAGCUAGAUGAGAGUGAGCUAUUGGCGAAAGAUGAAAGCAAAGUUCUUUGGCGUGUUAACUUUGAAGAGUUUAUACGCCGCGCAAGGCAUAAGGCUUGCAUUGCAAAUGUGAAAGCACGCCUUAAUGAUGAAGCUGCUAUUGUGCUCGAUGCAAUUCUAGAACUGAGUAGAAGUUCUGAGACCAAAGUGAAAGUUGAUAAUUCAGCCUCACUAUCCAUAAAUUCAAUUUAUGAUGGUGUCAUAAAGAAAGAAGGUGGUCUUGGUAUGGAUUUUGAACGUAUUAGAGCUGCCCUUGUCCAACUGGGUUGUGAUGUUCCUUUGAUUCCAAUAGAUGAAUCAUAUAGUAUUGAUCUGAAGAAUAUUAUUGAACUGGCUAGAACUGAAGAGGUAGAGCCCAUUGUAUUGAAAAGGUAUGGAAGAGAGGCCUAUAGGAUGUUCAGGUUAUUGUCAAAAGCUAGUCGGCUCUUUCUAACUGAUGAGGUUUCAGACGCCACAUUUGUUGAAAAGAAAGAUGCAGUCAAGAUUCUACUUGGACUCUGGAAGGAUGACUAUGUGGAGAUGAAGAAAAUUAUUGUGCGUGGAACUAGUCAAUCAGAACAAAUGCUGUGGAGUGUAAAUAAACAGUCACUUACGAAACAUGUCCUGGAUGAAAUGUACCAUGCUGCAUUGAAUCUGAGAUUGCGAAUCACACAUGAAAUAGAACAAGAAAAAGAGAUUCUUCAGAUGCCUAGAGAAAAGCUUACAGGGGAACUGUCAAUUAAGUACAAGCGGUUGAUGAAAGUGAGGAUUGCCCUGGAGUCUGCCUUGAUGAAUCUUGAUGAUGCUAUUAUGGUCUUCCAUGACUUUUAGUGUUGCUCUCAAAUUUUGUCUUAACAUUAUUCUCUUCCUUCGAGUUUAACGAACGUUGUACAUGCUUUGUUUGAUUGAUUGUCUCUCUCAACUAAUGAUUUAUUUAGCUACCAAGUGUACCUACCAUGUUUGAUACUCUUGUGAGUACAAAUGAAUAUACUUUACCCA
Ipomoea nil (Japanese morning glory) is the source of this 1866-nucleotide messenger RNA. RefSeq names its product DNA-directed RNA polymerase III subunit RPC3. Gene Ontology annotation, biological process: DNA-templated transcription. The record is from RefSeq and is a predicted model, not a curated record. Lineage: Eukaryota; Viridiplantae; Streptophyta; Magnoliopsida; Solanales; Convolvulaceae. Gene Ontology annotation, cellular component: RNA polymerase III complex. Gene Ontology annotation, molecular function: single-stranded DNA binding. Bases 127 to 1698 code for a protein of 523 amino acids. The transcript is spliced from 14 exons.